Molecule: messenger RNA, 846 nt
Organism: Strongylus vulgaris
Lineage: Eukaryota; Metazoa; Nematoda; Chromadorea; Rhabditida; Strongylidae
Source: the annotation of a GenBank genome assembly
GUCUUACUAUCAAAUACAUUAGUGGAUGUUCAAUGGAUGAAUGGCACUGUUGAGCGGCAGAUUCCUGGUUACAUGUUGAUUCCUCACGAUCCUGAUCUCGAUCAACAAGAUCACUUACCCGGUGUUAUCGUAGCCCGAAAAGAUGUACAAAAUGCAGAAUCUGUAUUUGGAUUAAUUCUGUCUACAAAUCGUGCGGAGCGGUCCUGUGUUGUCUCCUGGUUUGAACGAACCAAAGACUCUGUUAAAAACCUUGGUGAGGAAGAAUGUCUUUUGUUUGACAUCAUGCCUCACCCGCAUUAUAAACGAUUGUUUAUUGGAAAUUAUGGUGUGGUACUUGACCAGCAGCAUUCGUCCAACGAUAUCCGAGACGUUGCAUUCCAAGUGGUUGCCGAUUUAGCUAAUGGAAAGCAGCGUAUUAGAUUUUUGAAUGGUCGCGAGGAGGAGCUGUGGCCUUUUGACAUCUUGCCUAUCCAUUUUGUGGAUGAGUCCCUUGACAGUGAUAGUGAUGAAAGCUCUACGAUAAGCGAAAACGAGACACUAAAUGAUGCCAAUAAGAAUGGUGUCACGUUAAAAGCCAUAGUUGAAAUCCUUGAAAGAUUUGGGAUUACUGAUGGUGACAAGGAUGAAAACGCUCAUCAUCUUGCAGUUGAAGAAGCCGUAAAGUCUUUUAUCAAAUCUUAUCCGGAACUCGACGAUUACUCUAGAAAACGAAGUUCGAAUGAUCCAGAAGCGCGCAAAACUCAAGUCCUUUUUGCUGGUUGUGUAUUAGAGGUAUUCAUGACUCUUUUUCCAGGAAGUUUGGACAUUUUUGUUGUUUUUACUGUUUGCACAAAUCUAGGCAUCUGA